Messenger RNA from Conger conger (European conger), 3149 nucleotides. It is a transcript of the gene gnb2, whose product is annotated as guanine nucleotide binding protein (G protein), beta polypeptide 2. The transcript has 10 exons. Gene Ontology annotation, biological process: G protein-coupled receptor signaling pathway. The record is from RefSeq and is a predicted model, not a curated record. Lineage: Eukaryota; Metazoa; Chordata; Actinopteri; Anguilliformes; Congridae. Gene Ontology annotation, cellular component: heterotrimeric G-protein complex; cytoplasm. Gene Ontology annotation, molecular function: signaling receptor complex adaptor activity; protein binding. Bases 882 to 1904 code for a protein of 340 amino acids.
CAUCGGUAACACUGAACGAAUGGUUACAUAUUAAACCUGACUGACCUGUAUAGGCUAUGUGUGUUUGUAUUUAUAAGUGCUGUAGAAUAGUGUAUGCAUGCAUGCAUAAUUACCAAUAGCCUACUUUAUUUAGGCCUAUUGUGCAAAUGGGUGCGUUCCCCGCUGCCCCCCAAGAUAAGUCACUUUUGAUUCGCAGUUAUUUUUUUUUAUUUGUGUUCAAGAUCCUGAGCCAGAACCAUUUCUGUGUUCGGCGAUUUAUUCUAGAAUUUUGAGCGAGAGCGGCGACGAACGGGAGCGGGAGAGCUAGCGAGGGAGGAAGGAAGCGAAGGAUCACGAAACACAAACGGAAAGAAAACGAAGGCAAAGAUAGCAUUUACCACAGUAUGAGAACUUGAGAACUCUCUUUGUUGCUUCGAUUGUUUUUGGAAGUAUAUUGACGUUUUUACAAGGACUACACGAAAAAAACGUUUUCUACACCCAGAUAGUCAUUGGGAGUUUAAAUCCAUAUCGAAGAGGAAAGGGGAUCACAACAGUAAGCUAUAGGCUAUAUCUAAUUUUCUGAAGAGGCCCAAUCAAAUAUAGAUUAUCUCGCAGCAUUUAUAUUUUUAAACCUAGUCGAAUAUGCAUUUUUCCCAUGUUGAAAAACGACAAGACUCAAGGAGAGGAAUACAGAAACUGAAAGCAACGAGCAACUAGACUUCAACAUUUUGCCUGUUUUAGAUUUUGAGGACCAAGGAAUAAGGACCAAUAUUUAGCCCAUAUUUAGAACAGUAUUUUGUAAACGAAGCGAUCAACCACCUCGCCCGGAAAGAUUCAACUAAUUAACAGAUUGUAGAUCGACUAAACUAUAGUGGGAGUGACAGGCGACCAGCCAAUCAACAAUGAGUGAACUGGAGCAACUGCGCCAGGAGGCGGAGCAACUGAGGAACCAGAUAAGAGAUGCAAGGAAAGCAUGUGGAGACUCCACCCUAACACAGAUUACAGCAGGUCUGGACCCAGUGGGUCGGAUACAGAUGCGUACGCGCCGCACCCUCCGUGGACACCUGGCUAAAAUCUACGCUAUGCACUGGGGCACUGACUCCAGGCUGCUUGUCAGUGCUUCCCAGGAUGGCAAACUGAUCAUCUGGGACAGUUACACCACCAACAAGGUACAUGCAAUCCCACUGCGCUCCUCUUGGGUGAUGACGUGUGCAUACGCCCCCUCUGGUAACUAUGUAGCCUGUGGAGGCCUGGACAACAUCUGCUCCAUCUACAGCCUGAAGACUCGAGAAGGCAACGUGAGGGUCAGCAGAGAACUACCUGGACAUACAGGCUACCUGUCCUGCUGCCGCUUCAUUGAUGACAAUCAAAUCAUCACCAGUUCAGGAGAUACAACGUGUGCAUUGUGGGAUAUUGAGACAGGCCAGCAGACCACGGUGUUCUCUGGUCACAGUGGUGACGUCAUGAGCCUGUCUCUGUCCCCUGACUUCCGUACGUUUGUGUCUGGGGCGUGUGACGCCUCCAUAAAGCUCUGGGACAUCCGGGACAGCAUGUGCCGACAAACAUUCACUGGCCAUGAGUCGGACAUCAAUGCCGUUUGUUUCUUUCCCAAUGGCAGUGCGUUCGCCACGGGCUCAGACGACGCCACGUGCAGGCUGUUCGACCUGCGGGCCGACCAGGAGCUCAGCCUGUACUCCCACGACAACAUCAUCUGCGGCAUCACGUCCGUGGCCUUCUCCCGCUCGGGGCGGCUGCUGCUGGCCGGAUACGACGACUUCAACUGCAACAUCUGGGACGCCAUGAAGGGGGACCGUGCAGGAGUGCUGGCCGGCCAUGACAACCGUGUGAGCUGCCUGGGAGUGACCGACGACGGCAUGGCGGUGUCCACCGGGUCCUGGGACAGCUUCCUCAAGAUCUGGAACUGAAGAGUUGCAUCGCCACCCCCAGACACAUGCACACACGCACACGCACACACACACUCACACAGGGUACAUUGGGUUGUUCAGAGCUCAAACUCACAUUCCGGUACAUGUAUUAUGUACAUAAGAACUACGUAAGAAAACCAGAAAAAUUAAAACACGGUGAACCUCAUUGUACAUAAUAUGUACGAUGUGUCACAACUCACAAGCAUAUAGACACAAUUGUACAUAUGCCACACAAUGUAUAUGCUACAGAUUACACUGUAUUCUGUACAUGGAUGGUGUUAAAUUUCACACAAAUACACAAUUGCACUUGGACAAACCUGCAGUUUUCCUAUAUCUCAUAGGAAAUGACACGCUGCAAGGUGACCACAUUUCCUUUGAAAUGUGCACAUCACGUGUAACCAUUGACCAGUCACAUGUGCACAUAUAUCCAACAACAUCAUUUGGACUUACAGACACACUCUUUUUCUAAAAACAAUUGGAAAAGAAUAUUGGACAUUGUGGAAUAACUCCUCUGGAACCCAAAAGGAAGAGGAGAAAGAGAGAUGCUGGGACUUCAUUCACUUCAUUAGUUUUUUAUUUCAUGUCUCCUUCAAACAGGUCUCUUCAAUCCUUCUCUCCAGGUAAAAGUUUUUCUUAAACAGGGUAAUAAAUGGGAGUGGGGGAGUAUAUGACGGACAAACUAGUACGUCUGAUGCCAACAAUGACACGCUGAAGAGACUGAGAGGGGUGGAAGGGAAUGUCGUUUUAAAACAAAAUGGAGGAUGAUUAUAAAGUCAGUGAAACUGGUGGUCACUACUGACUGACAAUAAAUUGCUAUUUUCUGUUAAUGAGUUUUUAUCUAUAUAUACAUUUAUGUGUAUAUAUGUAAAUGUGUGUGUAUGUCUGUAUAUACAUAUACAGUAUAUAUGAGUGUGUGUAUAUUUACAUGCAUAUACACACAAAUCUAAAAAUGUUUUGUUUUUGUUUUUUUGACAAUUUUUAUGCCGUUUUAUUCUGUUCUCCCUGUGUGCCUCAGAUAUGUUUAAAUGAUAAUGAAUAAUUAUGUUGAACACAUUGCAUAUAGUAUUAUACAAAAUGAUUCUCAAGGUAAAACAAAAAUUUAAAUGUGGGUUAAUCCUUUCAAAUUUCUUUUGGGAAAAUAAUCAAGAAGGGUGUUGAUGCUGUUUGACUUUGUCAGUGUGUUACGUCUGCAUUAUAACGGUAUACAUUGUACAUAACAAUAAACACCAGUAGCCUUUCUUGCCA